AUGGCACCGUUUGAGGCACUAUAUGGUAGGAGGUCUAGGUAUCUAAAUGGGUUACAGUCAGCAGAUAACAGGAAGCAGCCCUUAGUGUUUGACGUUCGAGACCAGGUCUACUUGAAUUUAUCACCCAUGAAGGGGGUGAUGAGAUUUUGCAUUAAGAAGAAGUUGAGUCUGAGGUAUGUUGGGACAUACGAGAUUCUACAGUGUGGGGGUUUAGGGGUUGACGGAGACUUGUCAUAUGAAGAGGUUCCUAUUGAGAUUUUAGACUGGCAGGUGAAGAGGCUGAGAAACAAAGAGGAUGCCACAGUGAAGGUAUUGUGGAAGAACCAUCUUGUUGUGGGUGCUACGUGGGAGGACGAGACCGAAAUGAGAUCCCGCUAUGCUCAUCUUUUCAUCUCUUGA
Molecule: messenger RNA, 399 nt
Organism: Solanum pennellii
Lineage: Eukaryota; Viridiplantae; Streptophyta; Magnoliopsida; Solanales; Solanaceae
Exons: 2
Coding region: 1-399 (132 amino acids)
Source: RefSeq, a predicted model, not a curated record